GACUAAUGUCGAAGUUGCUUGGCAGGUCUAGUUCAGUAACAGAUUUACUCUUUUCCAACGUUUCUUAUUUUGUUUUCACAAUUGUAUUGAUAAAUCCAAAUGCUCCCCCAGUUUAUAACUGAAGUGAAAUGUCAGGAGUACAUGAUUUAAUCUGAGAUGAAGUUAUGAAGAUUAAAGUGUUUAUGACGUUCCCUUUUUUGCACUCAUGAGACACGUCACUGUUGCUGGUAAACUUUGGUAUUGUGUGUCACAGUUUUUCAAGACGCUGUUGAACUUUGUUACAAUGAGACGACUUUUAUCGAAACUGAUAAACCGAGCGUUGCUGACUGAACCCUUUGCACCAGUAAUGGACAUUGGAGCAGGAGUCCACACAAAUGCUUGUCGGAGACUGAUUGUGGGACUGGGCAACCCUGGAAUGAACGGUUCGCGCCAUAGUGUGGGCAUGGCUGUGCUGGAAGCACUUGCUGCCCGGCUGAGGUUAGCUGAUAGCUGGCAUGGCGAUAGGCACGUUUCCGGUGAGGUCAUCGUAUCUGACAUCCAGGACACCCAAAUUGUGCUUCUCCGACCACGACUACUGAUGAACAUAAAUGGUGUAUCCGUGGCCAAAGCAGCGGUCAAAUACAGCAUCAAGCCUGAGCACAUCCUCCUGGUUCAUGACGACUUGGACAAGGCCCUUGGGAAGCUUGCUAUGAAACAAGGAGGGAGCGCCAGGGGUCACAAUGGUGUGCGGUCCUGUGUUGAGUGUCUGCAGACAGAUGUGAUGCCCAGACUGCGUGUUGGGAUUGGCAGACCAUCGGGUAAAGCAUUAGUGGACCGGCAUGUUCUGGGGCGCUUCUCUCAGGAGGAGCAGAACAUUCUCUGCAGGGUUCUAGAACAGAGUGUGGACAUUCUCCUCUCCCAGCUCACUGACGAGGAUGUGCAGUCCCCACUGUUGCCACCAGGAGGCAGACCGGCAUUUCAGACUGGGAAACAGAGGGUUUGCUCAAUUUCUCCAGCAAAGGACACAACCUGCCAAAGCCAGUGAACCUAUGACUGCACUCUGGGAUAGUAGCUUUGCUGCUGCUGCUAAAACAAAGCUGCCUCUUACAGAAACAUGAAAGUGUGAACAUGUUUUUAUUUAUUGGGACUUUAUGUAUGCAUUUUUUGUUUUUUAGCCUACUCUACAAUUAUGUAAAAGGUCCAAGGAGUGACCAAGACUUGAUAUUAGAAUGAUUAAACAAUAAAACCAUCAUACCAAUAGCA
Salvelinus fontinalis (brook trout) is the source of this 1242-nucleotide messenger RNA. Its product is annotated as probable peptidyl-tRNA hydrolase. Gene Ontology annotation, molecular function: peptidyl-tRNA hydrolase activity. Lineage: Eukaryota; Metazoa; Chordata; Actinopteri; Salmoniformes; Salmonidae. The transcript is spliced from 5 exons. The record is from RefSeq and is a predicted model, not a curated record. The coding region runs from base 206 to 1024 and encodes 272 amino acids.